CAUAAGUUCAAAGUACCGAAAUUUGAAAAAUAUGACGGUACAAAGUGUCCCAAAACCCACAUCACCAUGUACUGUAGGAAAAUGGCAGCUCAUGCGCAUGAUGAAAAGCUAUUGAUGCAUGUUUUUCAAGACAGUCUUACUGGCUCUGCGGCCAGAUGGUAUGUUCAGCUGGACAGAACUCGUAUUCGCUCUUGGAGCGAUAUGGCACAUGACUUUAUCGGUCAAUAUCGACAUAUCAUCGAUCUGGCCCCUGAUCGUUUGUCUUUGCAGAAUCUGGAGAAAAAGUCAAAUGAAUCUUUUAAAGAGUAUGCUCAGAGAUGGAGGGAUGUUGCUUCCCAGGUACAACCUCCUCUAACAGAGAAAGAAACUACAGUGCUAUUUGUUAGCACUUUAAAACCUCCCUAUUAUGAAAAGAUGAUAGGGAAUGCAACAAAAAAUUUCGCUGAUAUGGUAAUCUCGGGAGAGAUCAUUGAGAGUGCCAUCAAAAAUGGCAAGCUAGGGAAUGAAGCAUCUAGCAAAAGAGUCCCGAAGAAAAAAGAAACUGAAGCUCAGGCUGUGAGCUUUGAUAGACAGCAGCUUAGAGGUUAUUCACCCUACCCACCACCAGAAUAUCUGCCAUAUCACCCUGCUGUAAAUAACACUUCUUUUCACCCAUACCAACCACCACACCCCCAAACCUAUCAAACCUCUCAUAGACCCCAAAACACCAUGUACAGUUCUAACAUUCAACCCACCCCAAAACCACAAAUUCGCCCAACUAACCCUGCUGGUGGCUCGCGGGAGCAACGAACCACUCGCGAAAGACCUAUUUUUGACCCUAUUCCCAUGACCUAUACGGAAUUAUACAAGGAGCUCUACAACAAUCAUUUGAUUGCUCCAAGUAAAUUGGAACCCCUCAAGCCACCUUACCCUAAGUGGUAUGAUCCCACUGCCCACUGUGACUACCAUUAUGGGGAUGGGAUGAUUUGCUUUGAUACUGGAGGGAUGACUGCACCAAAUGUUAGUGGCAAUCCUUUGCCAAAUCAUAAUGUGAAUGCUAUAGGUGAAGAGCAUGAGCGCCAUGUGAAGAAAGAAGUGGUAGAUAUUAAGACACCUCUCGAUCAGUUGUUUGAUGUCUUACGAAAGGCAGACAUGAUGCAACUGGUAAGUCCACACAGCUAUCAUGGAGCAUAUAUAGCUGGUACUAGUUGUAAGUAUCAUAGUGGGGCAAGAGGCCACUCCAUUGAGACCUGUAAACAAUUUCACCGAGAGGUGCAAAAACUCCUGAAUUCACAUCAGAUAGAGGUCUACGAAGAAAAAGAAAGCUUGAAGAAUGCUGAGGUGUGCAUGAAUGAUAGGCCUGAAAAGCUGUUUCCCAAACCAGUGACAAUUCGGUGUGGAAACAAACCAAAAUCAGUCAUAGACAAGCUCCUCCCUAGGCCGGUAACUUUUAAAGUCCCAACUCCUUUCCCAUACAAAGAUGAUAAAGCUGUACCCUGGAGAUAUGGAUGUGACGCUGUAGUGCAGGGGCAAAAAGAAGAGGUCUCCAAAGCCGAUGCUUCUAACAUUACUGGUGUAGGAGGCAUUACUCGAAGUGGGAGAUGUUACACCCCAGAAAUGCUAGAGAAGGCUAGAAGAGAGAAGGCUAAAGAAGGAGAAAGACGAAAUAAUCCAGAGAUAGAGCCUGAAGAAGAUCAGCCAAAGCCAGUAUCAGAAAGGGAGGUUUGUGAAUUCCUGAAGCUGGUAAAACAUAGUGAAUAUUCAGUUGUGGAACAGUUGAAUAAAAUGCCAGCUCGAAUCUCAUUGUUAUCACUGUUGCUGAAUUCAGAGCCACAUCGAAAUGCCUUGCUGAAAGUGUUGAAUCAGGCAUACGUGGCACAUAACGUGUCUGUCGAAUAUGUGAAUCACUUGGCUGGAAACUUAGUCAUGCCAAAUCACAUUUCAUUCAGUGAUGAUGAGAUUUCUUUGGAGGGAAAGAGAAAUGCUAAGGCCUUGCAUAUCACAGUAAAGUGCCAGAGCCAUAUCAUAGCUAAAGUCCUUAUCGAUAAUGAUUCUGCCAUCAAUGUCAUGCCUAUGUCAACUUUGGCAAGGCUACCCAUCGAUUAUUCUCAUAUGCGAGAUAGUCAGAUGAUUGUGAGAGCCUUUGAUGGAACCAGAAAAGAAGUCCUGGGGGAUAUUGAGAUGCCCUUACAAAUUGGGCCGUGCACCUUCAAUAUAACAUUUCAAGUGAUGGAUAUCUCUCCAUCCUACAGCUGUCUGUUAGGAAGGCCAUGGAUUCACAUGGCAGGAGCUGUACCCUCUACUUUGCAUCAAAAGAUCAAAUUCAAUGUGAAAGGUCAAUUAGUAGUGGUAGUUGGGGAGGAAGACAUGCUAGUGACCCAACCAUUGAACACUCCAUAUGUAGAGGCUGCCGAAGAAGCAUUGGAGUGCUCCUAUCGAUCUUUUGAAUUGGUCAAUACUGUAGGUGAAGGAUUUCAAAGUCAGCCUUUUUCAAAGAUAGUGGUGAGCCAAGUCAUCAACAAAGGCUGGUGUCCAGGACUUGGGCUAGGCAAAAAUUUGCAGGGAAUUAAAGAACCUCCGACAAUAGCGGACAAUAGCGACAGGGCAGGCUUAGGAUACGAGAUGGCCAGAGUGGGAAGUCAAAAGAAGGCCAUCAAGAAAGACAGCAAGACUGAUGUUUAUCCCACAAUUGUACGAAACAUUCAGACCUGGAGGAUUUAUGAACCCAGAUGCAAAGAAAAGUGUGGAAGAGGACUUUGCCCACCUUAUCAGGAGGUAGUGGACUUAGUGAAUCUGGGAGAUGAAGAAAAUAAGAAAGAGGUUAGAAUGGGCACUUCACUUCCAUCUGGAGAUAGGCGACGGUUGGCAGACCUACUUCAAGAAUUUAUAGAUAUAUUCGCUUGGUCUUACCAGGAUAUGCCAGGACUGAGCACAGAGAUAGUGGAGCACAGAUUGCCCCUAAAGUCAGAAUGUAAGCCCGUUCAGCAGAAACUGAGACGGAUGAAGCCCGAAAUGCUGCUAAAGAUUAAAGAGGAGGUGAAGAAACAAUUUGAUGCAGGUUUUCUGCAAGUGGCCAAGUAUCCAGAAUGGGUAGCCAAUAUAGUCCCAGUUCCUAAGAAAGAUGGAAAAGUACGAAUGUGUGUAGACUAUCGGGAUUUGAAUAAGGCUAGCCCAAAGGAUAACUUUCCUUUACCUCAUAUCGACACACUGGUAGAUAACACAGCUAAGCAUUCGAUUUUCUCCUUUAUGGAUGGUUUCUCGGGGUAUAAUCAGAUAAAAAUGGCUGCAGAUGAUAUGGAAAAGACUACUUUUGUGAUCAUGUGGGGAACUUUCUGCUACAAAGUCAUGCCUUUUGGGUUAAAGAAUGCUGGGGCAACAUAUCAAAGGGCUAUGGUAACACUCUUUCAUGACAUGAUGCAUAAAGAGAUUGAGGUGUAUGUAGACGAUAUGAUUGCAAAGUCUUGUGAGGGUGAAGAUCAUGUUACUAGCCUCAGAAAGUUAUUUGAGAGGUUAAGGAAAUUUCAGCUCAAAUUAAACCCAGCCAAGUGCACCUUUGGGGUAAGGUCAGGGAAGUUGCUAGGCUUUGUGGUCAGUGAAAGAGGAAUCGAAGUCGAUCCCGAUAAGAUACGGGCCAUCCAAAAUAUGUCACCUCCUAGCACGCCAAAAGAAGUUCGAGGAUUUCUGGGGAGAUUGAACUAUAUUUCUCGGUUUAUCUCUCAGCUUACUUACAAAUGUGAUCCCAUAUUUAAGCUUCUCCGUAAGAAUAAUCCUGGGAAAUGGAACGAAGAAUGUCAAGAGGCAUUUGAUAAAAUUAAGCAGUAUUUAUCGAACCCUCCAAUAUUGGUGCCACCUGUUCCAGGAAGACCUUUAAUUCUGUACCUAACUGUAAAUGAAAAUUCAAUGGGAUGUGUGCUGGGGCAGCAAGAUGAAGCUAGCCGAAAGGAGAGAGCUACUUACUAUCUGAGUAAAAAGUUCACGGAAUAUGAAUCCAAGUAUUCUUCAUUGGAGAAAAUGUGUUGUGCAUUAGCGUGGACUGCCAAAAGACUCAGACAGUAUAUGCUUUAUCACACUACGUGGCUCAUAGCAAAAUUGGAUCCAAUUAAGUAUAUCUUCGAGAAGCCUUCUUUGUCAGGAAGAAUCGCUAGAUGGCAAGUAAUGCUCUCAGAAUAUGACAUUAUAUAUGUGAGCCAAAAAGCAAUAAAAGGAGGCGCUAUAGCAGAAUUUCUUGCAGAUCGUGCUACUGAAGAGUAUGAGCCGAUGAAGCUGGAAUUCCCUGACGAAGACUUAAUGACUAUUUCCCGACUGGAGGAAAGGGAGCAUAUGGAAAGAUGUUGGAGAAUGUACUUUGAUGGAGCUGCUAACGCCUUGGGGCAUGGAAUUGGGGCAAUUUUGAUUUCUCCAGAAGAACAAUACUAUCCUGUAACAGCGAGGUUAAAUUUUAAUUGCACAAAUAACAUCGCUGAGUAUGAGGCAUGUGUCAUGGGCCUGCAAGCUGCUAUAGAAAGAAGAGUGAAAGUACUGAAAGUAUUUGGAGACUCAGCUCUAGUCAUUUACCAGUUGAAAGGAGAAUGGGAGACGAGAGAUUCAAAACUCGUUCCGUAUCAUAAGUAUAUUCUAGAGCUGACAAAACAAUUUGAAGAUGUCCAGUUUGAUCACUUACCCCGGGAAGAGAAUGUGAUUGCUGAUGCAUUGGCUACUCUGGCUGCGAUGAUUCGAAUUAAUCAUAAUACGGACAUUCAGCCCAUCAAGUUAGAUGUUAAGAAUAUACCAGCGUAUUGUUCUAAUGUAGAGGGGGAAGGAGAUGGAAAACCCUGGUAUUAUGACAUCUUACAGUAUGUCAAGGAUCAGCAGUAUCCAGUUCAUGCAACAGAAAAUGAGCACUAUUAUCCCAUCACAGCUAGGUUAAAUUUCAAUUGCACAAACAAUGUGGCCGAAUACAAGACCUGUGUUAUAGGUUUGCAAGCAUUUGAGUAUCUGUCUAGAGAGAAAAACCAAAUUGCUGAUGCACUAGCCAUUCUAGUUGCAAUGAUCAAAAUAGAUGCAAAUACUGAGAUCCAAUCCAUCAUGCUGGAUGUGAAGGAAGUACCAGCACAUUACUUAGGUGUCGAAGAAAAAAUUGAUGGGAAACCAUGGUAUCAUGACAUUAUGCAAUAUAUUAAGGAUUAG
This is a messenger RNA of Durio zibethinus, 5145 nucleotides long. NCBI's taxonomy places the organism in Eukaryota, Viridiplantae, Streptophyta, Magnoliopsida, Malvales, Malvaceae. The record is from RefSeq and is a predicted model, not a curated record.